CAAACUACCCUCGCUCUUCACAAACUUUGCAAAUUUAGAUGGGAAAACGAUAUGAUGUCGAAGAGGAGCCCGAUGACGAGGCGAUGGAGGAGGACGAAGAAGACGACGACGAGGAUGAAGAAGAAUACGAUGAAGACGACGAAGAGAAAACAAACAGGAUUAAGAGAAGCAAAGAGCUAGGGAUCUCAUGCAUGUUAAACACGGAGGUCGGGGCGGUUCUCGCGGUUAUCCGCCGGAGAAACGACUCGUCCUCCCAAUAUUAUCAUCAAGACGACGCGUUAGAUUCCGCGAUAACGAGUUCUUUAAAGUCGCUAAGAUCACUUAUAUUUAGUAACCAACAACCGUGGAAACAGAUCGAUCCGUCCAUCUACGUUUCCCCGUUUCUAGACGUGAUAUCGUCGGAUGGCGUCCCCGCGGGUGCCACCGCGGUGGCGCUCUUUUCGGUUUUAAAAAUCAUGAGACUUAAUAUGUUUGAUAAGAAGACUCCGGGUGCCCGAGAGGUAAUGGCUAAUGUGGUCAUGGCCGUGACGGGGUGUCGCCUCGAGAAGACACACCCCGUCACGGAAGGCGCCGUGAUGAUGAAGAUUCUACAGGUUUUACAAUCCGUGAUGAGACACCCGGCAUCCGUCCUCCUCAAUGAUCACGCGGUUUGCACCGUCGUGAACACGUGUUUUCAGGUGGUGCAACAAUCGGCUCAUCAAGGCGAUUUGUUACAACGAACCGCUCGACACACGAUGCACGACAUAAUUCACAUCGUAUUCUCCCGUCUCCCCGAGAUCGAAGUCGAGGACUGGGAGAACUCCGAAUCCGACACCGAAGACUCAAUCGACGAAUCCGGUUACGGGAUCCGUUGUGCGGUUGACAUAUUCCACUUCCUUUGCUCCUUACUAAACGUCGUCGGGAUCGCGGAAACCGAAGGGUCACCCGCACUAACUGCGGACGAAGACGUCCAGGUUUUCGCGCUCGUGAUAAUCAACUCCGCGCUAGAAUUAAGCGGAGACAGCAUAGGAAAACAUAAAAAACUUCUUACAAUGGUUCAAGAUGAUCUUUUUCAUCACUUGAUCCACUACGGGACCGCUUCUUCGAGCCCGUUAGUUUUAUCAAUGAUAUGUAGCACGGUUUGGAACAUAUACUACUUCCAUCGCCAAUCAAUCCGCUUACAACUCGAAGCGUUCUUUCAAUUCGUGUUGUUUAAAACGUUAAACAUCCACGGGUACUCGAAUUCCUUACAAGAACUCGCGCUUGAAGGGGUCAUAAACUUUUGUAGACAACCUACAUUCUUAAUAGAAGUCUACAUUAACUAUGAUUGUGACCCGCUUUCGUAUAACGUGUUCGAAGACAUUGGGAAGAAUCUUUGCAAACACGCGUUUUUGUGCGGUGGCAGUGCCCCUGGGGGCACUGUCACCGCGACAAGCUUGCAACUACAAGCUUUUGAGGGUCUCAUGGUUCUCAUUCAUAACAUGGCUGAUAAUGUUGAUAAGCAAAACUACUCGAGCCCGAAGGGCCCGUACCCGGUUGAGAUAUCCGAAUACAAACCGUUUUGGGAAGAGAUCUCGAAAGAAGAUACGGGUUAUGAGGAAUGGAUAGAAGCUGUGCGGGUUCGAAAGGUGCAAAAGAGAAAGUUGAUGAUCGCGGCGAGCCAUUUUAACCGAGAUGAGAAAAAAGGGAUGGAGUACUUGAAGAUAUCUAAACUGAUAUCCGACCCACCCGACCCGAAAGGACACGCCAUGUUUUUAAGGUACACUCCGGGCCUAGACAAGACAAAGAUCGGCGACUUUUUAGGCGAUCCAAGCGAGUUUAACCUCAAAGUCCUCAAGGAAUUCACGGAUACAUUCGAGCUAAGCGGGUUGGUACUCGACACAGCUUUACGAACAUAUCUAGAAACGUUUCGACUCCCGGGAGAAUCGCAAAAGAUUCAUCGAAUCUUAGAAGCGUUUUCCGAGAGAUUUUUUGAGCAACAAUCGUCCGAAAUAUUCGUCACGAAAGACGCGGUCUUCAUACUAUGUUACUCGGUGAUCAUGCUAAACACGGACCAACACAACCCGCAAGUGAAAAAGAAAAUGACCGAAGACGAGUUUAUACGAAACAACCGAGCGAUCAACAACGGUCAAGAUCUCCCGCGAGAGAUCUUAUCCGAUAUUUUUCAAUCGAUCUCGACAAAAGCCAUCACGAUAUUCGGCCAAAAUGGGGCCGCGGUAGAGAUGAACCCGAGUCAUUGGAUCCAGCUCAUAAACAAGUCAAAACUCAUCCUACCGUACAUCACAACCGAUUUCGACAGCAGGAUCGGUCGAGACAUGUUCGCCGCGAUCGCGGGCCCCACCGUCGCGACACUCUCCGCCAUUUUCGAACACACGGAAGACGAAGAAAUCAUUCACGAAUGCAUCGAGGGACUAUUCGCCGUCGCGAGAAUCUGCCAGUACGGACUCCAAGACGCGCUCGACGAGCUACUUUCGUCGUUUUGUAAAUUCACAACUUUGUUAAACCCGUACGCGUCGGCCGAGGAAACUUUGUUUUCCUUCGGACACGACCUGAAGCCGCGAAUGGCAACACUCGCGGUCUUCACCGUCGCUAACAACUUCAAAGACUCGAUCCGAGGCGGGUGGAGGAACAUUAUCGACUGCUUGUUAAAGCUAAAACGACUCCAACUUCUACCGCAAACCAUCAUCGAAAGCAGCGGGUCGGGUAAACAUAAACGCUCCGAAUCCGAAUCCGUACACGACCUAACCGGACGGAUCAACACAUCGAACUUAAUGGCGAUCAUUUCGCACUGCUUAUCGAUGGAAAACGUCGAAGAGUCACUUAACCUCGGCAUAACCGAAUUCGAACAAAACCUUAAAGUCAUCCAACAAUGCAAAAUAGGAAGCAUUUUUAGCAAAAGCUCAACACUACCCGUCGAACCGUUGCUAAACCUCGGACGGUCGCUAAUAUUCGCAGCCGCGGGUAAGGGGCAAAAGUUUAACACACCAGCUGAAGAAGAGGAAACAGUUCAGUUCUGUUGGGAGUUGAUUCAAGCCAUGGCUUCGUGUAACGUCCACCGGCUUGCGGUGUUCUGGCCUACAUACAAUGACUACCUCCUCAAUGUCAUUCAGUUCCAACUGGUGUCGCCAAUGCCAUUCGCGGAGAAGGCGAUUGUCGCGUUGAUUCAGAUAAGUUUAAAGCUUCUUGCGUCUUCUGCGAACGAAAAGCUCGCAGAAGAACAGGUUUUCAAGUCGAUUAACUUGAUGUGGAAGCUAGAUGGGAAAGUUUUGGAGAUUUGUAACGAGUUUAUAAUCAAAUCGGUGACGAAAAUGUUAAACAAGUACGCGGCGAAUCUGUUGUCGCAGUUGGGGUGGAAGACGGUGUUCCAUUUGUUAACGAGUACUGGACGACACGCUGAAACGUACGAAAGGCGAGUCGAAGCGCUUAUUAACUUGAUGGCGAAAGGGACGGGGAUAUCGGUUAUGAACUACGCGUAUUGUAUAGAUUGCGCGUUUCGGUUUGUGGCUUUGCGGAAUAGUCCGGUGGAUAAGAACAUGCGGUUGAUGGACUUGAUGGCGGAUUCGGUUAAACUGAUAGUCGAAUGGAUGAAAAACGGGUACCCGGAUGUGGGAAGUGGCGCGAGUAUGAACAGUAUGGCUGGCGGGAUGUCGACGGUUGACGAAAACAACAUGCAUUCGACGUUGUCGAUGAAUUUGUUUUUGAAACUGGGAGAGGUUUUACGCAAAACGAGUUUAGCGAGACGAGAGGAGGUGCGAAACUAUGCGGUAACGUCGUUGCAUAAAGGGUUUAUAAACGCGGAGGAGCUUUGUUUCGCGCCGAAUAAUGUUAUAAACUGUUUUAAUCUUGUUGUGUUUGCGAUGGUGGACGAUUUGCACGAAAAGAUGUUGGAGUAUUCGACACGGGAGAAUGCGGAACGGGAGACGAGGAGUAUGGAGGGGACGUUGGGGCUGGCGAUGGAGUUUUUGGUGGAUGUAUACACGCGGUUUUUAAGCGUGUUGAUGGAGAGUGCGGGGUUUAAGACGUUUUGGCUGGGGAUAUUGAGACGGAUGGAUUCGUGUAUGAAAGCGGAGCUUGGGGUUUAUGGCGAGUCGAAGAUGAAAGAGCUUGUUCCGCGUUUGUUAACGAAGAUGAUCACGUUGAUGCAGGAGAAGAAGGUUUUGGUUCCGCAUGAAGGGAAUGAUUUGUGGGAGAUUACGUUUAUUCAAAUACAAUGGAUUGCUCCUUGGCUUAAAGACGAAUUGUUUCCUGAUUCUGCUGUUGCUUGAUUUCAUUUGUAGUUUUAGAAACAUGUACCACAUUUGAACUCAAUUAAAUGAUUACUAGCUAGGAUAAGUAGCAGUAAUUGGUUGUUAAA
This is a messenger RNA of Helianthus annuus (common sunflower), 4333 nucleotides long. Its product is annotated as ARF guanine-nucleotide exchange factor GNL2. The coding region runs from base 39 to 4244 and encodes 1401 amino acids. Gene Ontology annotation, molecular function: guanyl-nucleotide exchange factor activity. Gene Ontology annotation, biological process: regulation of ARF protein signal transduction. Lineage: Eukaryota; Viridiplantae; Streptophyta; Magnoliopsida; Asterales; Asteraceae. The transcript is spliced from 3 exons. The record is from RefSeq and is a predicted model, not a curated record.